UCUUUGUCUCGUCCACAUCGGCAAGACGGUUUUGUAAAAAAGAUUAAGGCCAUUGCUGCGCAAAAUAAAGCAAGAGCAUGAGAAUACGCGCGACCUUUGUCAGCAGCUAAAGGACACGUAGAAGAAUACCAACCAAACUCAACUCAACUCAACUCAACCUAUUCAUUCUUCUCUCUCGCUACAGUUAACUCCUAUACACGAGGGGUACCUUAAAAUUGUAAGUCAUCAUACGAUUCAUGGUAGAACUGAAGCAUCAACAAUCAAGUUGAGCGAACAAGGCACUAAAAAUAAGGAAACAUACCUUUGCGUGGCCUAGCCCCCCUGCUCUCUGAAUUAUAGUAUAGACACCCGUAUCCUGCGCCAAAACACAUUAUAAUUACCUGAGUUGACUCGUCUCACCACCCAUCAAAUCCACAUCUUUUUCAUCUUCUAUAUAAACCACAAUCAUCCCUACCAAAAGUCUCCAUUCAGUAUCUUCUAGACUCUCUUUCAAAUUAGCAUUAUGAACUAUUUUUCCACUACAAACCCUACUUCUUAUGGCUCUUCUUCUUCUACUUCUUCUGCAUUUCAUAAUAAUAAUAAUAAUAAUACUUCCAAAGAGAAGAAGAAGCAGAGAGGAACCAACAAUGGAGGAGUUAAGCUGUCGACCGACCCGCAAAGCGUGGCGGCUAGAGAAAGAAGACAUCGUAUUAGCGACCGUUUCAAGAUCUUGCAGAGCUUGGUUCCGGGUGGGAGUAAGAUGGACACUGUAUCUAUGUUAGAGGAAGCUAUCAACUACGUUAAGUUCUUGAAAACUCAGAUUGUUUUUCAUCAGACUUUGAUGAAUUUUGUGGAUGAUCAUGACCCUUAUAAUCCUUAUAGCUAUGGUGAUUCUCUUCUUCAUCCUCAGCAGCAGCCUAGUUCAGAAUUUGAUGCCAACUUUGUGUCUGAAAUGCCUGAUUAUUUCUUUCAAGGAGAUGAAAAUGGGAUGGGUUUUGAUCCAUUUGGUAACUAGACAUGGCAAACUAACUUGUUGUCUCUUUUGUCUGGAUAAUUAGGGUUGUUGUGUUUAGUAUUUGGUAAUUUUAAGGUUAGGAAUUGUAUUUGUAAUGGGUUUAAGAGUUAAUGUUAAAAAAAAAAAACUAGUAACAUUUCUCUAUGAAUUCAAUAUUAUGUAAAGAAAGCUAAAUUAGUUGUUA
Messenger RNA from Mercurialis annua (annual mercury), 1178 nucleotides. Its product is annotated as transcription factor bHLH140. Bases 503 to 994 code for a protein of 163 amino acids. Gene Ontology annotation, biological process: regulation of DNA-templated transcription. The transcript has a single exon. Gene Ontology annotation, molecular function: DNA-binding transcription factor activity; protein dimerization activity. NCBI's taxonomy places the organism in Eukaryota, Viridiplantae, Streptophyta, Magnoliopsida, Malpighiales, Euphorbiaceae. The record is from RefSeq and is a predicted model, not a curated record.